This is a messenger RNA of Spirometra erinaceieuropaei, 885 nucleotides long. NCBI's taxonomy places the organism in Eukaryota, Metazoa, Platyhelminthes, Cestoda, Diphyllobothriidea, Diphyllobothriidae. The record is from the annotation of a GenBank genome assembly.
AUGGAGAAGAUCUGGCAUCACACCUUCUACAAUGAACUCCGCGUUGCUCCAGAGGAACACCCAGUCCUUCUGACUGAGGCCCCACUGAAUCCCAAAGCAAACCGUGAGAAGAUGACCACCAUCAUGUUUGAGACCUUCAACUGCCCAGCCAUGUACGUCGCUAUUCAGGCCGUCCUGUCACUGUAUGCCUCUGGUCGCACCACCGGCAUUGUCCUGGACUCGGGCGAUGGCGUCAGCCACACUGUCCCCAUUUACGAGGGUUAUGCCCUACCCCACGCCAUCCUACGUCUUGAUCUGGCUGGUCGUGAUCUCACUGACUACCUCAUGAAGAUCCUCACAGAGCGUGGUUACAGUUUCACCACCACCGCCGAACGAGAAAUCGUACGUGACGUCAAGGAGAAGCUUUGUUACGUGGCACUUGACUUUGAGAACGAGAUGGCAACUGCGGCCUCGAGCUCUUCUCUCGAGAAGACCUACGAACUUCCCGAUGGUCAGGUGAUCACAGUGGGUAACGAGCGAUUCCGCUGUCCCGAGGCCCUCUUCCAACCUAGCUUCUUAGGUCAGGAGAGUGUGGGAAUUCAUGAGACCACCUACAACUCCAUCAUGAAGUGUGAUCUGGAUAUCAGGAAGGACCUGUACUCCAACAUUGUCCUGUCGGGCGGUUCAACCAUGUACCCGGGCAUUGCUGACAGGAUGAACAAGGAGCUCACUUCGCUUGCCCCGUCAUCAAUGAAGAUCAAAAUCAUUGCUCCACCGGAGCGCAAGUACUCAGUUUGGAUCGGUGGUUCGAUUUUGGGCUCUCUGUCCACCUUCCAGCAGAUGUGGAUCACGAAGCAGGAGUAUGACGAAUCCGGCCCACAAAUCGUUCACCGCAAAUGCUUCUAA